Molecule: messenger RNA, 1687 nt
Organism: Agelaius phoeniceus (red-winged blackbird)
Lineage: Eukaryota; Metazoa; Chordata; Aves; Passeriformes; Icteridae
Source: RefSeq, a predicted model, not a curated record
CUCUGCAGUGUAAAAGCUGCCCCAAGGAACCAGACAGGCUGGAGGAACGGGCACCAGAGAUCUCACCAAAUCCAGCCAAGAAGGGCCCCAGAAGACCACACCUGGGAGAAGGAGAUACCAGGAAAAUGGACCCUGAACUGCUGAACCUUCCACUUGCAGUCAAGAUCCCUGUGGCACCUGGAUCCAAGCCUGUCUUCUGCAGGGGAAAACUGGGUGAAAAGCUCCACCGGCCGUUUCCUUAUUUCACUCUGGAUGAUCCCUACUGCCACCACCUCAGCCCAGCAUACAACUGCCUGCAUGACCCUGUCCUUCAGGACUACCACAAGCGCAAGGACGUGCUGCAUUUACUGAAGAAACAGGGCUUUGUCACCAGAGAAAACAAGCGUGGCCCCAACCUGCCAAGAAUCACCAACACUUCCUGUCAGGGGAAGCUGCAGCCUCAAAACCCUUCCAGCCUACCCAAGAGCCAAAAAUCGGGGGGAUGCAGAAAAGGGAGAGCAGCUCUGAACAAGGGCCAAACUUACCCCAGAGCUGAGCUGGGCCAGAAGGAUACCAGCACUGCUGCUGAUUCCCAGAGGAAGCCAGAUGGCACUGACAAUGGCCUCUUGAAUGCUGUGUUUAAGCAACUAACUGCAGCAGAAGCCAAGAAGCUUGAAGAGCUGGUUGAGACUGUGGUGUACAGAGUGUUGGAGAGGUUGAAGAUUCCUAGGGAUCAGCAUGUCAGCUUUUUACAGAGGGUUGCCCGGGGAAUCAGAGGAAGACUUUUAGGCUGCAUGAGAGCAGAACUUUUGGAUACUUCUCUAGAUCACCAUCAGAAAAUGGAAGUGAUGGCGAAAGAGCUUGUAGCAACAGUGUUGGAGAUCUUGGGGGACCGUCUGGCAUCCAGCACAUCCAAAGCUGCUGAGGCAGGGGUUGCAGCCAAGUGGGAGGACCUGCCUCUUGCUGGAAGAGCCACCCAAGCAGACAAAUCCAAGGACACUGCAGACAGAGUACUUUCAAAGACCUCCCUUGACACACUCACCAGAGAAGUUGUUGAGAGUGUUCAUUAUACCUUGGAAUCCUCUGUAACUUCUCAGUUUGAACAAGACACUGGCUGUGAGUACACUGAAAUCCUGGAGCUUCCUGGGGGAAAUGUCUCCAACAGACAAGUGCAGUCAUCCCAAACAUGUCCAAGGCAGGGCAUGGAAGCUGGACAAGGAUUUCCCAGAGCAUCUGAACAGCAGAGCCUGAAAGCAAUGUGGCCUGCCCCUGCAGAAGGGGCCGGGUGUGCCAAAACCAUGGAGCCUGAAGAUUGUGCAAUGGUGAAGGAGAACUUGGAAAGAAAAAGGAGCCUAAAGUCAACAGCCUUAGCCAACACUUUGGAUAUAAGGACCAUGUCAAAUCGGAUUGCUGACUCAGUAUUAGAGCGGAUUAGUCAACCUGGGCCUGCACCAUCCCUCAACAAGAACUUUCAAGGGCCUGUUGCAAACCCACCCACAUCCCAAGGUGGAAUAGAGAGCUGUGCCACUGAGGACACUUUCUCUACCGUGGACCCAUUGCCUUCCCAACAGCCCAUCCCUCCAGCCCAGGACAGAGCACAGCACAAAGCAGAGCGCCCAAAGCUCAUCUGAUGCAAGUGAGGUGUGUGACUGGAGAGCUGAAGAGCCCUCAGACAGCAAACACAGACCAAAUCCUUGUGGUGGCAAUA